Messenger RNA from Aspergillus costaricaensis CBS 115574, 354 nucleotides. RefSeq lists its product as uncharacterized. NCBI's taxonomy places the organism in Eukaryota, Fungi, Ascomycota, Eurotiomycetes, Eurotiales, Aspergillaceae. The record is from RefSeq and is a predicted model, not a curated record. Bases 1 to 354 code for a protein of 117 amino acids. The transcript has 3 exons.
AUGACCAAGCCUCGUAUUCAGGAGCAUGUUGGAAGCCCCGAUGACGAAUUGAGAAACAAGUCGAUGAUAAAUCCAGCCUACCUCGCUGCUGCAGGCAUGCAAUCUUGCUCAGGCGUCGCUAUCCCUAUGACCCCUACCAACGGAAAGGCGGACCGCACUACCAUGUCGACCGAAGGCGUUGAUGUUAACGAAUACCAGAGCCUCAGACGCAUGCACGCCCCUACUAGGGCAGAUGCAAAAGCGUUGAAGGUUGUAUACAGAUAUGGUCCCAGGGCUGACCCACUUGCCGGUAGCGAUGGCGGAGUUCUCAAGCGAGUGCUGGCCCUGGCGUCGUAUCAGACCCACGAUAUCUAA